This is a messenger RNA of Erythranthe guttata (spotted monkey flower), 895 nucleotides long. RefSeq lists its product as uncharacterized. The record is from RefSeq and is a predicted model, not a curated record. Lineage: Eukaryota; Viridiplantae; Streptophyta; Magnoliopsida; Lamiales; Phrymaceae.
AAGCAGAAAAAAAACCCCAAACAAACCCCUCAAAAUCCCUCAGAAAACCCCCCACCUCCAAAAUCCAUUUCCGUACAGCAAAAACCGAGAUGUCGAAUCCACCACGCGACGGCGGCGGCGGCGGCGGCGACGGCAACAAGAACAAUGAAUCGGACAAGACAGUAGCGAAAACUGCGGGGUUUGUAGUCUUCUCGGGAAUCGCUAUGAGCAUUCUUAAAGCCAUUAUUAGCCCCUUCAACAACAGUAAUCAGUGCCAUACAUCCAAAAUGGAGCCGCUCAACGAUUCAACUCAGAUCGGUAAGACUCGUGCCCAGCCUCCGCCGCCGUGUUGUAAGUCGUCAUCUCCUCCGCCGCCCCUGCAAGCACCCCCACUUCAGAAGCCUGUUACUAUACCCGUGGAACAAAACGUGACGGAAUCUACAGCAAAAACUGUAAAGAUUGUGAAAGGAGAUACCCUUUGGGGCCUUUCUAGAGAAUAUGGGGUAUCAAUUGAGGCAAUUAAGGAGGCGAACGGGCUUUCUGGUGAUACCAUUUAUGCUGGAAAGAAGCUCGUUAUUCCUUAGUACACGAUUUCUCCGACAGAAUAGUGAGGUGAUUUUAGUGUGUGUCUUUGUUUCUCUUUUCAUUCUUAAACAAGGAAAGAACAAAGGUUAUGGUUCAAAUGUUGUAUCGGAUGCGGUUUAUGUCUUAUGUAAUGUAUGAAACGAUAGUUUUAGAGCUGAAUGAAUGUAUGGGGAAAGUAAUCAUUCGAAUUUUUAUCCCAUAUUUAGAAUGUAUAUGUAUUUUGGCUCCUUAACUCUUUAACUAGGGUACAUCGAUUGUCAUUCACGAAGGGUGUGGGUUCAACUUUUCAUUUGAGAUUAAUUUAACAAAUAUAACCUCUUCUCUUGCUCUC